Messenger RNA from Cavenderia fasciculata, 2481 nucleotides. RefSeq lists its product as uncharacterized. The record is from RefSeq and is a predicted model, not a curated record. Lineage: Eukaryota; Evosea; Eumycetozoa; Acytosteliales; Cavenderiaceae. Bases 1 to 2481 code for a protein of 826 amino acids. Gene Ontology annotation, molecular function: lipid binding. The transcript is spliced from 3 exons.
AUGAUAAUUUAUUUAAUGAGAUCAAAAACUACCAAAAUGGAAGGUAAGGGUCGGAAAUUAGGAACCACUGAUGAAAAUUAUGUAUCAUCGGGUAAAAAGACAUCACUCAAGGACAAGGUAUUCCACCACGACGACGCAUCGUACGGAUCGUCAUCCAAGGGUUCACGUCGUACCUCGGUCGAUUACAGAUCGGACCAGGAGAAGAGUUUGCAUCAACGUGCCGUCGACGACCAUGUCUAUGACGGCGACUUUGAUGAAUUCAACAGAAAGGCCAAGGCCAGCAGCUCAAAGGGAAAGGGCAAGGACAACCUCCGUGUCAACGACGACUAUGCCUCUGGAAGCCGUGUCAAUGAGAGUCACAUCAAGGACCCACGUGCCGCCAAGUACCACGACGAGUUUGGACGUACCCAAGUGCGUGGUGCAUUUGAUGCACCCAUCUUGGACCGUGCUGGAAACCCCAUCAACGCCGCCACCACCAAUGUCCCCGUCAUUGUCCAAAUGAAGCGUCACUUCAACUCGUUGGAGCGUCUUAUGGAGACACGUAUCUUCCGUGAGCGUACCGACGACCGUACCAAAAAGAUUAUCUACGACGUGCGUAAUAUCUUUGCCGACGCUAUCCUCAUCACCGAGACACGUGGCACCGACAAGCAGGUCAUGGAUAUCGCCAAGAACCUCAUGUCGUUUGGCACGGACCUCGGCAACGACGCCGAGCUCAAGACCAUGAUGACCGACUGGCGCCAGACCUUUGUCAAGCUCGCCACCGGCGACCAGAGCAAGGGCAUGUUGUCGACCGGUGGUCGUCUCUUUAGCGACCUGCGUUCGUCCGACUCGAUCAUCCGUCUCUUGGGUGAGGGUGCCAAGUUCCUCCACAUGCUCGUCCUCGACAGUAAGAACCCAUGUCUCGCCGAGCAACGUGAGAUUGUGUUUGAACUCUUUUUCAAGUCGUUUGGCACACUCUCCCAGAGCCAAGCAUGGCACGAUCUCCUCAGCGGCGGUCGCUCGUUCACCCAGGACAUUGGCAAGCAAGCCGAGCUCCAGUCCAAGAUCGCUGCCCCCAAGUUUAAGGCCAUCUCGGGCAACCAGAACCUCAACUCGCUCGGUGACAACAUCAAGAUCUUCUUGCAGUCGCUCAUCCGUGACAAGUCGGUCGCCGAUGUCGACAAGGUCGUCAUGUACGGCCAAGACUCGAUGGCCACCAUCCGUGCCAACCCCCAAUACACCCAGUUCUUUAACGACCUCCAACAAACCUCGAUGGAGAUCAUGGAGCGUCCCGAACUCAUGGACGACCCCGCCACCCGUAAGGUUCUCCGUGACAUGUAUGCUCGUGCCGAAGUCAUCAUCACCGAGACUCGCAACACCCCAGCUCUCCAAAAGUUUGCCUCUGAGAGCACCCUCCUCAAGGACGGUAUCAUGACCGACGAGCUCAACAGUCGUUUCUUCCAACACUGCAAGCAACUCUACCUCGAUCUCCACCCCGUCCCAGGUCGUUCUGCCAUCGACCUCAAGUUGAUGGGCGAUCUCAAGAUGCUCUUUGUUCCAUUCCUCCUCGAAGAGUUUAGAACCAUCUCUAUCCCCUCUCAAUCGGGUGUCUAUGCUCCAAAGGAUGUUGCCUAUCGUAUCGGAAACAUCAACCUCUCUUCCGUCGAACUUCUCCCCGAAAACAUCCAUUUCGAAAUUGCCCACAAAGCAAACACUGACCCGUACACUCUUUCCGUUCAUGAUCCAGAUACUAUUGUUUGGAUUGAAUUUACUGCAAUUCGUGCAAGAAUUGAACAAUUACAUUGGGCUUAUGAGAAACGUUCAGGAUUCCCAAAGUUGAGAGACAGUGGUUUGGCCGAUGUCUUUGUCGAUGGUAGAGGUAUGCGUGUUGGUGCCGAGGUACGUCUUAUUCGUAGCGGAGGCCAAAGAGUGACCCAGGUAUUGGACGCCUACUGUCACAUUGACAGAAUCCGUUUGAACUUGUCGCGUUGCAAGCACAGAAUCCUCUACAAGAUCAUCUACAAGUUGUUCUACAAGCGUAUCAAGAGCGGUAUUGAAAAGGCUGUUGCUGAAAAGUUGGCUCAAACCAUUGCCGAGACUGACUACAAGAUGGUUGCCAAGUUCAACAAUGCCAAGCAAGACUCUGCUCGUAAGAAGGCUCUUCUCAACCAACGUGUUGCCGCCUGGAAAUCAAAGAGCAAGGAAAAGGCCAACAAGAAGAAGGCUGGUAAUGCUGGAGACCAAUUCAUGGCCAAUCUCACCGGUAAGAAGGUCAACAACACUUACCCAACCGUUGCUCCUGCCCUUGACCGUGAUGUCCACCCAAUCCCAAACAAUGAGAUCCUCCACACCACCCAAAUGGCUCCAGUCACCCAAAUGGCCACUCAAACCACCAUGUUGGAAAAGACUAUCCCCGCCCAAGUCAUAACCACCACAAAGGUUGAGGAAAAGAUCUUUAUGGAACCUGAUCAUCCCAACUAUGUCGGUCCAUCUUCCAAUUAA